This is a messenger RNA of Anneissia japonica, 992 nucleotides long. RefSeq names its product histone H2B, gonadal-like. Lineage: Eukaryota; Metazoa; Echinodermata; Crinoidea; Comatulida; Comatulidae. The transcript has a single exon. Gene Ontology annotation, molecular function: DNA binding; structural constituent of chromatin; protein heterodimerization activity. The coding region runs from base 20 to 388 and encodes 122 amino acids. Gene Ontology annotation, cellular component: nucleosome. The record is from RefSeq and is a predicted model, not a curated record.
AAUACAGUAAGUCGAAAUUAUGCCUCCCAAAACUUCUGGAAAAGCUGCUAAAAAGGCCGGUAAGGCUAAGGCAGUCAGAACUGGCGACAAGAAGAGGAAACGUAAGCGAAAGGAGAGCUACAGCAUCUACAUCUACAAGGUGUUGAAGCAAGUUCAUCCAGAUACUGGUAUCUCCAGCAGAGCCAUGGGAAUCAUGAACAGCUUCGUCAAUGAUAUCUUCGAACGUAUUGCCGGUGAAGCAUCCCGUCUUGCUCACUACAACAAGAAAUCCACUAUCACCAGCAGGGAAGUCCAGACCGCUGUCCGUCUCUUGCUGCCCGGUGAAUUGGCCAAGCAUGCCGUCUCUGAAGGUACCAAGGCUGUCACAAAAUACACCAGUUCCAAGUAAACAUCUUGUUGCCCAGUUUCAAACCAAACGGCUCUUUUCAGAGCCACACAAAAGUUCAAAAAAGAUUUGUGAAUUUCAGUGUCUGUCGUUUCCACUUUUCUUACUUUUUUUCCCCUAAUGAUAUUAGUAAGCGGUUAGUGAAAUACACAAUUAAUUCGAAAAUAUAGAUACACUUUUCUUUUUUGUUCCUAAUGAUAUAAGAAAUUAUUAGUUAAAGUGGUAGUUAGUAUUUCACAAAUAUAAAUACACAAAUAAUCCGAAGCAGGGAACAGUUUAAUUAAAAUUUUAUUGUUCCCUGAUUCGAAGCAACACAACAUUUAUCCUACCAGAAAAAUCAUCUGCUGGCUAUAUUUUUAUUGAAUAAUAACAAGAUAUGUACCUUUCCAAGGAACUCCAUAAAUAGCUUAAUCACAGACAAUGCAAUAUUUUAAUUGUGGGGGAUUAUCUUUAAAAAGCUUAUACAAAUACUCUUAUUAAUUAGGUAGUUUUAAUAAAAAUUUUAACCUACACACAUGUGUCCCGUUAUUUCAUGUGCAAUAAGACUAUGUUGUACCUGCGUUUACUUGCUAUCAUUGUGCGAUAUUUUCAAUUCAUGUAUAACGUG